AUGAUUUCAGAUUUUGCAAACAUUGUGGUUACCGCCGAAAACUACUCAACCGGACACACAAGGGGUCCUCAGGUUACUUGUGACCUUGACCGCAUUGAUUUCCAUUUACAUCAAUUAUUGGCUGUGGAUAGUAAUACCAACUAUGCGAAGCAGAAGAAAUCUCUAAAACAUAAGUUAGAGUCUUUUUUGCACAAGCUUCCUGCAUAUGUCACUUUGGAAACUGUCACGACUCGUGAUUUAUGUUGGUUCCUUAUUUACAAAGAUGAACAUGGUAAGACACAGGUCCAUCAACAAGGUUGCCAUUCGUGUGGAUGUCUGUUGAGGCUGUCCUAUAAGUCGAUCGAUUCCUAUAUUGGGAAAUUGCGAGCUAUAUUCCACACCUUGGGUCGAGAUGGUGCAUGGGAUAGACACCUUGGAUUGGGAAAUCCCGCCAGUGACAAAUUAGUUCAAGACUAUUUGUGGGUAGUUACGGCUGAACAACUCCAUGCCAGGAUCACACCAAAAACAAACUGCCCCUUUUUUGUCAAUAAACUUACCCAAUUGUCCUUACAUCUCAAAAGGAAACUUAAACAAGCAGAAAAACUCUUGAUAAAUUUAUCGUUGCACGCGAUCAGGCUUAUUUUAAGAUGGCAUUUUUUAGUGGGGAACCGGCCUGGUGAUUUGGGACACAUAACGGACCUGGAAAUUUUACGAUUCCCUAAUGAUGAUGGUUUCCUGUGUAAUCAUGUCUGGGGUAAAACCCUAAGGGACGGAGAUAGUAAUGUAUUUGGUAUCAGAAGGAAUCCUCAGAUUGUGAUUUGUCCGAUUAAGGGUCUCGAGCUGUAUAUGGAUACAGCACGUCAACUUGGUAUUGAUCUGAUUUGCAGCCAUCUCUUCCGACCAACUGCUUCUAAUGGUAGUAUCAAAGACAAUUCCCUUCACUUCUACUGUGGAAGCACGUCUGAAGACCUAUUUACGUGA
Molecule: messenger RNA, 960 nt
Organism: Paramuricea clavata
Lineage: Eukaryota; Metazoa; Cnidaria; Anthozoa; Malacalcyonacea; Plexauridae
Source: the annotation of a GenBank genome assembly